Brassica rapa (field mustard) is the source of this 2070-nucleotide messenger RNA. RefSeq lists its product as uncharacterized. Gene Ontology annotation, molecular function: zinc ion binding; nucleic acid binding. NCBI's taxonomy places the organism in Eukaryota, Viridiplantae, Streptophyta, Magnoliopsida, Brassicales, Brassicaceae. The record is from RefSeq and is a predicted model, not a curated record.
AUGGGCUGGGUUAUUGAAGCCACGGCUGAGUUAUGGGAUGCUGUUACGACUGGUUUGGAGGAUGAACAAGAUGAAAUUGAGAAUGACUGCUUUAGUAACGUUGAAAUACACGACGUAGCCGGAGAUGAUGAAAUAGGCAAAGAAAACGAAGAAGAUGAUGAAUUUGAAAGUCGAUUUGAUAUGUUCGAUGACUCGGACGGUGCGUCAUCUGAAGAUGAUAACUUCAGCACAUACGGUGAGUCUCCUAUCGAAGAAGAUGAAGAUUCACCAACGCUACCUUCCAAGAAGAGAUAUCAGAACUUCUUGAUGAGCGAAUCUAAAGGGAAUGUGGAGGUUUUGAAGUUGGAGAUGUCGUCGUUAGACCUUGCGGUAGGACAACGAUACUUGACUAAAAAGCAUUUGAAGAGACGACUGAAACUUUUUACAGUGAGGCAUCAAUUUGAUUUUGAUGUAGAAAUAUCAAACCUGACAACAUACGUUGUUAAGUGUUGGGUUGAUGGAUGUACAUGGAGAGUUCGUGCAUCUACCGAAGGAUUGUCCCCGCAGUUUUAUAUUCGUAUUUACGACUCGGAUCAUGCAUGUUCUGUAACUGAGCGUUCUAAUCGAUCUCGAAAUGCAACACCGGAUAUUUUAGGAGAGUUGUACAAGAACUUUCUCGGCGACGUUGGUCCGGCCGUUCGCCCUGAGAGUGUCGGAAUAGCUAUCACUAAGCAGUUUGGUGUAAAGAUGGAAUAUUGGAAAUCACACCGGACGCUUAAAUGUGCAAGGGAAAUCGAUGAGGGCACACCUGAGUGUGGUUUUGAACUCUUGCCUUCUUACUUAUACAUGAUAAGAAGGGCAAAUCCGAAUACAGUUACGCGUCUUCAAAUCGAUGAGCUUGGAAGAUUCAUGUAUGUGUUUCUUGCGUUUGGUGCGAGCGUUAAUGGGUUUCCUUUCAUGCGCAAAGUUGUUGUCGUCGACGGUACGUUUCUUAAUGGUAAAUAUAAAGGGACGCUACUCACAGCACUAGCUCAGGAUGGUAACUUUCAGAUUUUUCCAAUAGCCUUCGCAGUGGUUGACACUGAAAAUGAUGAUUCGUGGAAUUGGUUUUUUACGCAACUAAAAGUGUUGAUUCCUGACCAGGAGGGUCUUGCGAUAAUAUCAGAUAGGCAUAACUCGAUAGGGAAAGCAAUUACAAAUGUGUAUCCGUUAGCUGCUCGUGGAAUAUGCACCUAUCAUUUGUAUAAAAACAUAUUGGGACGGUACAAAGGAAAAGAUGUAUUUCGGCUGGUGAAGAAAGCGGCGAGAUGUUUUAGAAUGUCUGACUUUGAUAUGAUUUUCGAGGAGAUUGAAGCACUUAAUCCUGAUCUCCACGGCUACCUCGAAAGAGCUGAUGUCAGACUGUGGACACGUGUUUAUUUCCCGGGCGAGAGGUACAAUUUGAUGACUACGAACAUAGCGGAAUCAAUGAACAGAGCAUUAUCGCAUGCUAGAGGUCUUAACAUUGUUCGAAUAUUGGAAUCGAUACGGGUUAUGAUGACCAGAUGGUUUGCUGAACGAAGAGUGGAUGCCAGAUCGCAGUCAACCACACUCACGCGCGGUGUGGAGAAACUAUUACAAGGACGUGUAAGUGCCUCCCGGGAUUGGACGGUUCAAAGGAUUGAUGACCAUCACACUGAAGUUAAAUAUGGCGCUGCUGGCGAGUCUUUGAAUGUUGUUAAUUUGGUUGAGCGAAAGUGCACAUGUCGGCGUUUCGAUGUCGAGAAAAUACCAUGUGUACACGCAAUCGCAGCUGCAGAGGAAAGAAAUGUUUCUCGUAUAUCACUGUGCAGUCCUUACUAUAAAAGCACUUAUUUAGCUAGCGCAUACGCUGAAUCGGUCAUGCCGGUUGACUCAGCGCUACCUGUUCCAGAUAACGUGGCUAACGUACAGUGCUUUCCACCGUUUAUUCGUCAACAACCGGGAAGACCUAAAAAAAAUAGGAUGAAAUCUGCUUUAGAAGUUGCACUUGCAAACAAACGUCCUAGGAAAGAGCACAUAUGUUCUCGUUGCAGUCAAAGUGGACAUAAUGCGAGAACUUGUCCGAUAUAA